AAUAACGGUCAGCUGUUGAUUUGUUUGGCGCCAAGUCGAGUUCGAAAUUGGCCCCAAUUCGAGUCCUGCGAUUCGGGCCAAAUAUUGAUUUUCUCACAGUGCUGACAUAAUUUCCUCGCCAUCGAGUGCAGUCGUGUUUACCUAGCGUGCUACGCCUAAGAUUGGCCAAACGGAGUAAAAAUUUCGGUCGGAGCGUAACGGAAAAAGGCGACAAGAUUGCACACCUACUGGAAAACCCACUGCAUCAAGGCAACGGUGGAACGGCGGACCGUCUGGGCGUGGACUUCGAGUUCUACAUGGCCUCGAAGGUGCAUCCAAGCCCGGGGGCGGCGCGCAGUGUGUGGGCCUUGCCCCUAACCGCCUCCUCCUCCUGCAACAUGGUCGUCGCGGAGGAGGAUGGCCAUGCCCACGCCGACGACAUCCAUUUAGAUCAUCGACCGCAUUCGCCGCCAUUAACGGGUCGCGGCACGGACGGUGGACACGGCAGUGGCGGCGUCGAGGACCACGAAAAUGUGCUCCUCUUUGAGGGGCUAGAUGGGGCCACCACCGUAAGUCUGGACGACAUCUUCGAUAUUAUCAAGAACGGAGAGGUCAGCGAGGUGGAGAAUCUCGUGGACAAGUUCGGCAUGGAGUGUCUGUCGGCCAGGGAUCGUCAUGGCUACACGCCAGCCCACUGGAUAGCUCUAAACGGCAAUGUCCAGCUGAUGCGGUACCUCAUCGAACGCACGGCUCCGAUCGAUCUGCCCUGUUUGGGUACGCAGGGUCCACGGCCCAUUCACUGGGCGUGCAGGAAGGGUCAUGCGUCCGUGGUGCAGGUCCUCCUCCAGGCGGGAGUUGCCGUCAAUGCGGCGGACUUCAAGGGACUGACACCGCUCCAUCUGGCCUGCAUGUACGGUCGUACUGCGACGGCAGCCUAUCUUCUUGGAAUGGGAGCGCUGAACAACCUAACUGACAUAAACGGCGAUACGGCACUCCACUGGGCGGCGUACAAGGGACAUGCCGAUCUUAUGCGACUGCUCAUGUACUCCGGCGUGGAACUUCAGAAGACGGACAACUUUGGAUCGACUCCACUGCAUCUGGCUUGCCUGUCUGGUAACAUGACGUGCGUUCGCCUGCUGUGCGAGAAGUCCCAGCUGGAUCUGGAACCAAGGGACAAGAAUGGAAAGACGCCGAUCAUGUUGGCACAGGCUCAUCAGCACCAGGAUGUGGUGCGUCUGCUGUACGGCGAGGUGAAGAAGAAGUCCCGAUGGAUUCCCUCGGUCUCGGAAAGUUGGGGCUGGCUAUUUGGCGGAGCUGGAGACUCCAAGGGACCACUGUUUCUGUUUCUCUUCUCGGUGCUGCUUUGGGGCUAUCCCAUGUACAUGAUCCGUGCGAUUCCCAUUACGUGGAACAUAUUGAGGCGCUCGCACUAUUGCUUCAUAUACUGGAACGCUGUGAUGUGGAUAAGCUGGGCCAUUGCCAAUCGCCGAGAUCCGGGGUACAUACCACUCAGUUCGGAUGCCUACUACCGGGCCAUCAAGCAGAUCCCGUACUUCGACAAGCUGAAGAAGCGGAAUGUGAUGCUAACCCGGCUAUGUCACAGCUGCAGGUGCCUUCGGCCGCUGCGAGCCAAACACUGUCGCGUGUGCAACCGUUGUGUCUCGUACUUUGACCACCACUGUCCCUUUAUCUACAACUGCGUGGGCCUGAGGAACAGAAUGUGGUUCUUCCUGUUCGUCCUCUCGGUGGCCGUCAACUGCUCGUUCACCAUCUACUUUGCCUGCUACUGCGUGAUGAUCGAGGGCUUCACGAUGCUCUAUGUGCUGGGACUCAUCGAGGCUGUUGUGUUCUGCGGAUUGGGUUGGAUACUCACGUGUACUUCGAUCCUGCAUGCCUGCAUGAACCUCACCACAAACGAGAUGUUCAACUACAAGCGGUAUCCUUACUUGCGGGACAAACGCGGACGCUACCAGAAUCCCUUCUCGCGUGGUCCCAUACUGAAUUUGCUCGAAUUCUUCGUCUGCCUGCCGGAUCGGGGCGAUGACAACGAUCUCCUGCUGGAGGAUAACAUUUGAUUAAGGAUCUAGGAUCGAGCCCCUGCUCGCCGGCGCAAGCUGCCCGUGCGUGGAUAAUGUUGCGAGGAGGCAGCCAGAGACCCACUCGGGUAGGCUGCCCGUUUGGUUUUGCUCCGCACGCUUACUGCUUACUCGAAUGCUUUAAAGUUCGAACCAAAGGUCGUCAAGUGCGUGUUUUAUCAUUUACAAUUGCAAUCAACAUAUCCUUGCGGAAGGACAAAUCGGUAGCAAAUUCAAAGUGCAAUUAAGAGCAUUAAUAAGUCACAUUGCUAAGAUUCCAUUAUUGUUUACGGCUCCAAAUCAAUUCCUUCCGCAAUGGUGUUCAAAGCAUCGGCCAGCCGU
Drosophila mauritiana is the source of this 2396-nucleotide messenger RNA. It is a transcript of the gene Patsas, whose product is annotated as probable protein S-acyltransferase 23. The record is from RefSeq and is a predicted model, not a curated record. Bases 297 to 2054 code for a protein of 585 amino acids. The transcript is spliced from 2 exons. Gene Ontology annotation, cellular component: Golgi membrane. NCBI's taxonomy places the organism in Eukaryota, Metazoa, Arthropoda, Insecta, Diptera, Drosophilidae. Gene Ontology annotation, biological process: protein palmitoylation. Gene Ontology annotation, molecular function: palmitoyltransferase activity; protein binding.